Adineta steineri is the source of this 1665-nucleotide messenger RNA. Lineage: Eukaryota; Metazoa; Rotifera; Eurotatoria; Adinetida; Adinetidae. The record is from the annotation of a GenBank genome assembly.
AUGAGUAAAACAACAGGACCAGAUACCAAACAAAUACAAUAUGAUCGUCAACUUCGUCUUUGGGGUGAUCAUGGACAAAAAUCUUUAGAAGUCGGACGUGUUUGUUUAAUUGGUGCUAAUGCAUUAGGUACUGAAAUUCUUAAAGCUCUUGUUUUACCUGGUCUUGGUUCAUUUACAAUAAUUGAUCAUCAAUUAGUAACAUUAGCUGAUUGUGGUUCAAAUUUUUUUGUUCAUCCAUCAAUGAUUGAUCAAUCACGUGCUCGGGUUACUUGUGACUUAUUAAAACAACUUAAUCCAGAUGUUCAUGGUACAUUUGUUGAUAAACCAUCAAUUGAUGAUUUACUUAAACAAAAUACAUUUGAUUUUGCUCAAUUUAGUGUUGUUAUUACUGCUAAUCUACCAUAUAAUACAUUAACUAUACUUGCUAAUCAUUUAUGGACACUUAAAGUACCAUUAAUUAUUGCACGUACUUAUGGUUUUAUUGGUACAAUUCGCCUUCAAUUAGUUGAACAUUUUAUUCUUGAAGCUCAUCCAGAUGAUACAAUACCUGAUCUUCGUCUUGAUCGUCCAUUAAAAUCAUUUAUUAAUCAUUGUAAUUCAUUAGAUUUUGAUAAUUUAACACGUGAAGAACAUUUACAUAUGCCAUCACUUAUUAUUCUAUUUAAAACUUUACAACAAUGGCAAAAACAAACAAAUCGAACUGAUUUACCACGUAUACGUAAAGAAAAAGAUGAAUUUAAACAAAUACUUGAACAAUUAUCUCAUCAUUCAGCAUAUGAUGCUAAUGAUAUAAAUAGAUCUCUUGAAAAUUUUGAUGAAGCUAAACGAACAAUUCCAUCACGUCUUGUUAGUACAGUUAUACCAUCAACAAUAAAUGAUUUAUUUCAAGAUCGUUCUUGUUUAGAAUUAUCUAAUCAAUCAAAUAUAUUUUGGUUUAUUAUAAAUGCAAUUAAAUUAUUUACACAAAAUGAAGGACAUGGUUUAUUACCUGUUCGUGGUGAUGUACCUGAUAUGAUAACAAAUACAAAUUCAUAUGUUAAAUUAGUUGAAAUCUAUCAAGAACAAGCAAAAAAAGAUUGUGAUAUUAUUUAUAAUUAUUUAAUUGAUUUAUUAAAAAAACAUAAUCGAUAUUCAAAUGAACAAGCAACAUUACAUGAUCUUGUUCAUAUUUAUUGUAAAAAUGCAUCAUUUUUAAAAGUUUUAAGAACAUCAUCAAUGAAAAAUGAUGAUGAUUUAUUAAAAAAAUAUAUUGAACAAUUAUCAUUUGAAUCAUCACCUGAUGAACCCGAACCAGAAAUAUGUUGGUAUAUUGGUUUACGUUUAUGUGAUUCAUUCUAUGAAAAAUUUAAUCGUUAUCCUGGUGAAUUUCCUUUAUCAAUUAAUGAAAUGGAUACUGAUCAAAGACAACUUGAAAUAGAUUUAAAUGAUUUAAAACAAAUUGGAAAACAAAUUAUAAAUUUAGAUAAACAACAAGGUGCUGUACGUGAAAAUAUUCUUGAAGAAUUAACACGAUAUGGUGCAUCAGAACUUCAUUCAAUUUCAGCUUUUAUUGGUGGCUGUUGUGCACAAGAAGCAAUUAAAUUAAUUACACAUCAAUAUGUACCUAUUGAUAAUGUAUUAGUUUAUAAUGGUAUUCGACAAUCGACAAGUGUAUUUAAAUUUUAA